AUGGAAGUUGUUCGAUGUAUUCGUACAAUUGUCAAUACUUACCCCGGACUAGAGCUAGUCUUGCAACGCGACUCACGCGCCAUUGGUCGCCUUAUUGAAGGCCUUUGUGCCAUCAAUAAGCGAAGACCUAGAGAGGGAGAAGAUACCGAAGCGGCUCGUGCGUUGAGAGCAGAGACUGUGAAAAUACUCGCAUCACUCGGUAUGGUUAACCAGGAAACCACGAAGAAUAUUCAAAUGGAAAUGACCGGUGCUCAGAAAAUGAUCAAGGAACUAACUCUUCUGUCGGCAAGAAAUAAACAGCCACGAUUCAAACCGAUUUUGGACUGCCUUCGCUUCUGCAAAGAAUGCGAUGUAGAUCACGUGGUUCGUGUUGUCUUGGAGCAGUUCUUGUGCUUAUCUCCUAAGAUGGAUUUGUUCCAGAAAUAUCGGAUUCUCAUCAUCAUCAAUCUGUUGAUCCACAGUAGCGAUCGUGAGUUAGGUGAAGAUCAAGCAUGGCAAGCACGAAUGGCUCUUCGUUCAGAGCUGAUGAGAGAUGGCUUUGGGAAAUAUGUCCCGCACAUAGUCUUACUGUCGAAGAGUGACGAAAGAAUAGGAGAUGUAUACGGAGCAUUCACUUCCAUUCAAGAUGAUGAUUUUAACGAACUCGUAGCACGGUUUGAAACUCUCAUCGUUCAUAUCUUGAUUAUUUUACCCAUCGUUACAGCCGUGGAGAAUAUGAAACGUUGGGAGGUUGCUUUGAACUUCUUGCUUCAACAUCGGCAAACACAGCAGUUGAACCUAUUCUGCUCAGUAUUAUGCAGCAUUUUUCUGUACUGUGGAGGCUGUGUCACGAAAUUGUGUUUACAUAAGAAUGGUGUUGAUCCCGACUUCGAUUCGCAGUUCCACUUCGAAACACCUGUUUCCGAGAUCAUUGGUCAGUUUCAAAGUUUAUAUCUUACAAAGCAGUUACAAGAUGCAGAGUUUUCGCGCAAGUUGGAGCAAGCAGUGCAGGCGAAACAGGAGGCUGUCGCCAAGCAAAUGCAGUAUUGGCAGAAGCUAGAUGAGUUUCGGAAAGAGGCGCAGUUACUACGGAAACAUAUAGAGAACCCUACCCAGCCUAUUCCUCCGCCAACUGUCUGCAACCUUCAACAGCCAGCUGAACACAGCGUCCCGUCAACCAGCUCAGGAACUAGCCGACUGCCUCCUGUAACUGGAGGCCCUCCCGCUCCACCUCCUCCUCCACCACCACCUGGAGCAGCUCGAGUCACGGGAGGUCCCCCACCACCACCUCCGCCUCCUCCAGGAUUAGCUGGACCUCCCCCUCCACCACCACCAAUUUCUUCGUGGUGGAGCUGGUCCACCUCCACCCCCACCGCCUGGUUUUAA
Messenger RNA from Ostertagia ostertagi, 1365 nucleotides. The record is from the annotation of a GenBank genome assembly. Lineage: Eukaryota; Metazoa; Nematoda; Chromadorea; Rhabditida; Trichostrongylidae.